This is a messenger RNA of Cydia pomonella (codling moth), 419 nucleotides long. RefSeq names its product small integral membrane protein 20. The transcript has 3 exons. Lineage: Eukaryota; Metazoa; Arthropoda; Insecta; Lepidoptera; Tortricidae. The record is from RefSeq and is a predicted model, not a curated record. Gene Ontology annotation, cellular component: mitochondrial inner membrane. Gene Ontology annotation, biological process: mitochondrial respiratory chain complex IV assembly. The coding region runs from base 115 to 339 and encodes 74 amino acids.
UAAAACAAUCACUUUGUCGACAUAAUACUAUUAUUUUAGUAUUUUUGUGAAUUGAAUAGCUGUUUCAGUAAAACGUAUGAAAUAAGUUAGUAAGAAUAUAAAUCACUAAACAUUAUGGCAUAUUUCAAAGGUUGGCGGUACGCUGCCUUUAUCGGCGGUUUUGUGGGAAUGAUUGGACUGACUCUGUACCCAAUUGCAUUUAGCCCAAUGAUGGACGCUAGCGAAUAUAAAAGCAUUCAAAAGGAAGGUAGAAAGAAUAUCAAAAUUGAAGACAUUCAACCUGGAAAUAUGAAAGUGUGGAGUGAUCCCUUUGACCGUAAGAAACGCCAGAGCGAGUGAAGAUUAUGUUAUGUAAAUAGUGUAAUUACUAAUUAUUUUGAUGUUAAUGUUGUUGUAUUAAAGUUUAGUUAAUUAUUAAA